CUGAAAGCAACGAGAAUAAAUCACGCUAUAUGAUAGAAUUGGAGCUAGCGAAAUUGCGCAUAGUCCAAAAAGAGAAAGAAAUGGAAUUAGAAAGAUUACGACAAGGUAGUCGCGAAUGUUCUUGUCACAAUAAAUCGCCUUACAAACCUUCUACUUCUCAUAAAGUCUCUGUAUCUCUUAACGAUGAGUUCGCCAGAGGCAUAUCUAAGUUUCUGGACAUGCUUAAAAGAUAUCAGUAUUUUAAGAUGGAUGCCGAUGAACUUGAGUGUUGGAUCAAUGAAAAACUGCAAAGCUAUGCAAAUGAGAAUUUUUAAGAACUCAGUAAUCUCCAGCUGAAAAAACAGAAACACCAAGAGUUUGAGUUCGAA
Trichobilharzia szidati is the source of this 368-nucleotide messenger RNA. Lineage: Eukaryota; Metazoa; Platyhelminthes; Trematoda; Strigeidida; Schistosomatidae. The record is from the annotation of a GenBank genome assembly.